UAUAUCAGAAUCAGUUCGUGUUCAAAGAUCGAGACAGAGUGACACAAUAUGAAGAUAUUACAGACAAUCUUAUUAAUAGUAUGUUCUAUAAUAAUUACAGAUGGCCUGAAAAUUCUAAGUGUUUUCUCAUAUUGUGCUCACAGUCAUUACACCUUAGGAUACAGACUUUCAAAAGAGUUAGCCGACAGGGGACACGAAGUCACAUACGUUAAUUGUUAUCCAAAUCAACAACAAGUCAAGAACCUGAAAGAGAUAUCUGUGGCUGCAGUGAAGAAACCAUUGACUGAAUGGACAGCACAAUUAAAAGACUUCGGAGAAUUAUCCUACCUAAGUCAAUUGGAAUGGAUCAAAAAUCUGGGUAACUUCUACACGAGCAAAGUAUUCCAGACGAAAGGCGUGAAAGAUUUGAUGAAUUCCAAUGAAGAAUUUGACUUGGUACUGUUAGAACACUUCGUAAACGAUGCUAUGACCAUCUUCCACCACAGAUUCAAAUGCCCUCUUGUAUUCCUCGUACCGGUACCACCAGCAACUCUGAACAACUACCUGGUUGGAAACGAAGCGCCGCCAUCUUUCGUUCCUAAUCUUUUGACAGAUUUUGACCCGAAGAUGACCUUUUGGCAGCGUUUACAGAAUACCUAUCUUUAUUAUGCUGGUGAAUUGUUCGUCCAUUUCAGGCUGCUUCCAGAUCAGAACAGCCUUCUGAAAGAACAUUUCCCGGAUGCACCAGAUUUAUCGACGAUCCUCUAUAACGCUAGUAUGGUUUUAUCGCUAUCACAUUCUAGCUUAAGCGAUCCUGUACCUCUACAACCAAAUACCAAACCAAUAGCUGGUUACCACGUUUCCCCAACAAAACCUCUUCCGAAGGAUAUCAAAAAGUUCUUGGACGAAGCUGAAGAUGGUGUUGUCUUAUUCUCAAUGGGGUCCAAUUUGAAAAGCGCCAAUUUUGAACCAAAAAAGAGGAAAGCUAUAUUGCAAGCUUUUUCGAAAAUUAAGCAGAAGGUUUUGUGGAAAUUUGAGACCGAUCUACCCGAGAAGCCUAACAACGUUAUGAUUAUGGAUUGGUUGCCUCAAGCAGAUGUCUUGGCUCAUCCAAACGUGGUAGCAUUCAUAUCUCACGGAGGACUGCUCGGGACUAUCGAGGCAGUACAUCAUGGAGUACCAAUUUUUGGUAUACCCGUGUUUUGGGAUCAAAUGAAAAAUAUCGAAGAUGCAACUAGAAAAGGUUUUGCAGUUAGGUUGGACCUAAAACAUCUGGAUGAAGAAUCGUUUGAUAAAACUCUUAACGAAAUACUCGACAAUCCAAGUUACAGGAAAAAUGCCAAAGAACGUUCCAAAGUAAUGCAGGAUCAACCAGUGCAUCAACUAGAUGAAGCAGUAUUUUGGAUUGAGUACGUAGUAAGACACAAUGGUGCACCUCAUUUAAAAUCAGUGGCAGCAACUCUACCAUGGUACAAACGAUAUUCUGUUGAUAUUAUUGCAUUUAUUAGUUUAAAUAUAGGUGUAAUAUUAUUAUUUAUUAGGUUUGUUGUAAAAUUGUUGAAAGGGGGAAAGCCUGGUAAUAAAUUAAAGAAGAAAUAGUGUUUU
This is a messenger RNA of Psylliodes chrysocephalus, 1584 nucleotides long. Lineage: Eukaryota; Metazoa; Arthropoda; Insecta; Coleoptera; Chrysomelidae. The record is from the annotation of a GenBank genome assembly.